CUCUCUAUAUCUCUCUCUCUCUCUUUGUCACCUUCCACUGUCUCUCUUUAAGGUUGCAGACAAAGAAAGAGAGAGAGAUAGAGAAACUCAGUCUGUGAUGAGCUUCUUCUACUUCUGAAAACCAAGAAGCCAUCUUGGGGUUGGAUCCUCUGCUUCACACCCCCACAAGUUGAAGGAGGAAGUUGUGAAUGAUGCCAGCAAAGCUCGGAAAUGAAGACAGGCGGUUAGAAAAUUGUGGGCCAACUGCGUUGCAGUCCACUGUUUACUCCCAUCCUUGGUGGUCUGGAGUGGGGAGCAAUGGGUCCUUAGGUGAGAGUGGUUCAAAAUCUUCUUCAAUGGAACACCUAAAUGGUUCUGUGAAGAAUGGAGUGAUGCAGUUGAAAGCAAACGGUCAGUUGGAUGGUGGAGCUAAUUUUAAUAAAGAAACACAAGUCACCAUAGCGUCGCAAUCUGAUGGGAAUAUUGGGCAAGAGCACCAACAUGUUAACCAUGUUCCAUCCUCAACUCCUAAAAUGGGUGAACACCUCGAUCCAAACUCCAACAUGGAACUUGUUGGUCACUCAAUUGUAUUGACACCAUAUAUGUAUUCAGAGCCACAUUAUGGCGGAAUGUUGGCUCCUUAUGGGCAUCAAGCUAUGAUACCUGCCCAAUUAUAUGGAAUGCAUCAGGCUAGAAUGCCUUUACCUCUUGAAAUGGAAGAGGAACCUGUCUUCGUAAAUGCAAAGCAAUAUCAUGGUAUUCUGAGACGAAGACAGUCACGUGCUAAGGCUGAGCUUCAGAAGAAAGCGAUAAAAGUUCGAAAGCCAUAUCUUCAUGAGUCUCGACACCUGCAUGCUAUGAGGAGGGCAAGAGGUUGUGGGGGGCGCUUUCUUAAUACAAAGAAGCCUGAUAAUGAUGCCAAUCCUACUUCAGAAAAGGGCAUGAAUAUGGGUGCCAACUCUUCAGUGCAACCAACCAGUAAAUCUGGCUCUGAAUACUUGCCCAACAAUGGCAAUGGGAAAUUGGAUUCCUCACAUAAUAAGCAAGAAGGAUCACGUUCAAUGAUUCACAAUAUGCAUAAAGCACACAACUUGUCCAAUGGGAACGGCAAUGGCCAUGGUCUUUCAUCAACAUACCAUUCACUGUUUAGUGAUGACAAGGAAGGAGGCUACAUGGGUCAGCAGAGGGAGAGCAUGCAUAUGAAUGGGAUUGCACGUGGGGCACUCCCCAUUAAAUGAAGUUCACCGAAGGUGAACCUGAAGGCAUUUGCCCCAUCUAGGUUGAGUAGAAACCUUUCAUGUAUUGUGUUUCUAAGGCAAUUCAUUCUUGGCUUUACAAAAAAGGUUACUUGUCUUUGUAAGGGUGAAAUGAGCAAGAGAGAGAUGUGUUGUAGUGCUGCUGUUACUGUUCUGCAUUUAAUGCAUUUCCUUCCAUUCACCAGUAGUGUAAAAAGGGAAGAAAGUUCUUAACUGAUCAAGUAGGAAAUAGUAAUCAAUAUGUAAAAGUUUAACAAUCUAGAUAAGAAGGCUUCAGAAAUGUGAAGACUUAUUUGUGUAAGACAAAGGCUUUGCUUCUUCUAUCCUAAUUGUUAAAAUGUUGACAAUGUUAA
Molecule: messenger RNA, 1588 nt
Organism: Quercus robur (English oak)
Lineage: Eukaryota; Viridiplantae; Streptophyta; Magnoliopsida; Fagales; Fagaceae
Product: nuclear transcription factor Y subunit A-1-like
Exons: 7
Coding region: 189-1217 (342 amino acids)
Biological process (GO): regulation of transcription by RNA polymerase II
Cellular component (GO): CCAAT-binding factor complex
Molecular function (GO): DNA-binding transcription factor activity, RNA polymerase II-specific; RNA polymerase II cis-regulatory region sequence-specific DNA binding
Source: RefSeq, a predicted model, not a curated record